CUAUAAAAUUAGAAUUGAUCCAUAUUUUGUUCUGAGUUCAUUGUCUUUAUACAUACAUGUACAUCUUUAUACAUCUCUGAGUAAUUUCUGCAAAAUUAUAAUUGAUCCAUAUUUUAAGUACAUUGUCUUUAUACGUAUUGUUUUGAGUGCAUUAUCUUUGUAGCUUGAUAUCAGUCGAAAUGAAAAUUAUACACUGAAACGUGAGGUCGAAUCAUAUCGAUCGCGUGCAUUCAAUAUUAAUUACGUAUACUAUUCCCGCCGAAAACGCAUAAUUUAUCGUGACAUCGUUUCACGAUUCGACGUAAACUGCCAGCUGCGACCCGUACGCAACAUAUGCCGUCGCAGCAUCGUUAUUUUGUCAAGUUAGAAGGUUGUUUAACGGUGCACGCCCACGCAACGAUUCCCGCGAAACGAUUCGAGGGAAAGAAGAAAAGGCAUAUGCAAUGUACUUGGACGAUAAUACCUCUUUCCGUAGCUGUCGCCUCGCUACCCUCUGACAUGUUUUUCUCGACACCCUUUCGAGAAAUUCCCCUCGAAAUGCCCCCCCGUUUUCGUCAUUCAUCCAAUUUCGACUAGAAACGGUGCAUAGGCUCCUUCACAAUACCGGGGGUACCAUACGGGCGUAUUUACGCGUAUUUUUGGAAAAUCCGUCAAACGUUGCGCAGAAAUGCUGCGGGUUUUGCAUCGGACCCCAUCCCUUUCGUCCCGUUUUUCAACCCUCGUAAUCCAAUUUCCGUGGGCUGACAGGCAGCCGUCCACAAUUUCCAGUAAUGACCCGGCAUGCUUUUUGAUUGAAAGUUCGAUGUACGAAUGCGUGUAAAUAAUUAACGUUCAAUACGAAUGCUCUAUGUUCGUUAUCAAGCAAAUAAUUUGAAUGGGUAGUGGGUUAACGAGAAACCGCUAUUCAUUUUGUGCAACGUUCCAACCCUUUGUUCGAGUCUCCCUUACAAUGUCUUUAAUGCCUAUCAUUGAGGUAUACCAUUUUAAUAAAACCGGCAUUUUCUGCGUACAAUAUCACAUUCAUUAUUUCUGAAUACUAACAUACAAUUGGUCAUUUUAUUAUACAAUAUUGCAAACUGAUGUAUUGCAUAAAACAUUACCCAAUGAAUACACGCUAUAACAGGAAAACAUAUAUUGUUAUAUACAUGCGGUACAGAAUUAAAAUUGUAAAAUUAACAGUCUACGUACGCCAUAAUUCAGUCCGACUGAUAAAAAUCUAUAAUCCACAAUACGCAUCGUACAAUUAUCGUAUCCUGUCAUGACCUGCACAUUUCUUAUCGAAAAAUGUAUCUAAAUGAAUCUAAAUUGAAAAAGUCAUGCAAGGGUUCAAGAACCACGACAAAAUCGUUGGGAUCAUUUCAGAAAUCAUCUGUACGGGGAUGUAGCAAAGGUUGUUUCGAUGGAGUGGUGGGGAUGUUUGUGUAGUGGCUCUUCGAAGGUGGUAGGGACGAAAACGAUGUGACAGGCCCUUCACAGGGCACCGUGCCUGCACCUAACAGUAACCUGGGAGAGCCCAGAGAGGCGUAAGCGUGCGAAGAUCAUAGAUUAACACCUUGUCGAGGUGUUUAAAUUUCUUGUAGAGGGUAGCAGCUGUUAGGUCCUUCGACCCUCUGUUCCUUCCAUCUUAUUCCUAUUUGACCCUUUGCACAAUUUCCCGGGAAGGCGACUUCCUAGCGCAGAAAUGCUCUCCCCGGAUCUUUUUGUCCCGGCGAAACGAUUCGUAGAAAUCGUAAAAUUUGUAUCGAGUGGCUCGUUGCUUGGAGGGUUCGUUUGACCGACACCGAAGGUAAACCCCUCGGUUUACCUCCCUCGACGCCACGUGCCAAUGACGUUUCACCGACGUUGCUGAAGUCUUGAAAGAAACGAUUGUUCCUGAACUCGUGUGUGAUUCGAAGAGAAAAAGUGUUUACCCGCGAGUUCUUGGACGAAAGAAAACAUGCGCGAUAAAACUUCAUGUGAUGUUCGAUGCAAUUGUGUUGUUUGGUGACGCAUUAUUUGCACUUCGGAUGUUUAUUGAACGGCCUUGAAACGAAGAUGCUCGAUGAUUGUUGAACGAGAACGAUUGGUGGGAUCGAAAGGUUUACUGAAAGACGAAAAGUGAAACGGUAGAGGAUUGGGUCUGCCACCCACGAACCAGCGGUCUUGGACGAUGGCGAACGAGACGACGACGAUAUCGGAAUUGACGGAAUUGGACAGCGAUGGAUCGAGUUGCGGGGAACGGGACGUCAGGAAACGUCUCCGAGUUGACGCAGAUUCGACCGGGCCGAAGAAGAGACGAAAACAGACGACCCCCGUAAGAUUCUCGUCCGCGCUGAUGAUGAGCGGCGUGCACGAGGAAUCGAACGAGGACGAGGACGAGGACGAGGACAGCGAAGGUAAGCUGUCGUCGCAGUCACCCAUACCGAGUCAAUCGUCGAUCAGGGACGAGAACCUCAAUAACGAAUUCCGUUGCCAGUACUGCGGUCAGUUUUUCGAUAGCAAGGAUACGUUGAACGUUCACCUCGAUAACGAGCACGGUUCCGCGAAUCAGUCGUCUCAGCAGGGUCAAAGCGGAUACUCGAGUAGCGCGAUUAAACAGGAACCGUCUCAGCAACUGGACCAAACCGAGACUCCCGUUAAUCUGCUUAGCGUGAAGAAUUUCGCGAUAAAUUGGCUGGCUACCGGACAACACGUGCAAUCGCACGUGCAAAUGCAGCCGCAGAACGAGGACUCGUGGCCGGGCGGUACAGCCAGUCAAAUCACCUCGUUGCCCAAUCACCUGCAGGUACUCUCUUCCGGUUUCCCUGGUUCCUUGACGCAGUACCUAUCUCUGCCCACGUUCCCGUUAACGGACUCCGGUCCGAUCGCGAGAUCUUCGAUAGGACCGACGCCGGUGAGAAUCUUUAAUCCGGACGCGUACUGCGAUCUGUGCAAUAAAGAGUUCUGCAACAAGUAUUUCCUGAAGACGCACAAGGCGAACAAGCACGGGAUCUACGCGGAUUCGCCGGGACCCAGCUCGGUAGACAAUAACGUCGUAACUCCCAUGUACCCCGCUAACUUUUCUAGCAACCUAGUCAAACUGGAACCACCCGCGACGCCACCCACGCCCAGCGUACCCUGCGACCUCUGCCAGAAACGCUUCAAGAACGAGGAUUCGAUGCGCAAGCACAAACAGAAAAUGCACACCGAUUUGCCGGAUCAGACGCAGGAACCUCAGAUCAAUCUAUCUCAGAACGAGGAGGACACGGAAACACCGAGAAACAAUUUCGCGAGCAUCGAGUCAUUUUUCAAACAGGAAUACGGAGUGGAACAGGAGGACGCAUCUUUCAUGCCUGCGCCUAGACACCUAUCUCCCCAGUCGAUUCAACAGGCACGGGACUCCGGUUUUAACGCUGAUCGGCUUCGACGCUUAGGGGUGAUAAAUCCGGAGGCGUUUUGCGAGAUCUGCUGUAAAGAGUACUGUAACAAGUAUUUCCUGCGGACGCAUAAAAUGAAGAGGCACGGCAUCGUCGUUCAAGAUAGCGAGAGGUCGCCGGGUAAUCCAGGAUCAGCGCCCACUUGGCAUCAAGUGCAAACUAGCCCGUUAAAUUUGUGUCAAUCGUCGAUCAGGGACGAGAACCUCAAUAACGAAUUCCGUUGCCAGUACUGCGGUCAGUUUUUCGAUAGCAAGGAUACGUUGAACGUUCACCUCGAUAACGAGCACGGUUCCGCGAAUCAGUCGUCUCAGCAGGGUCAAAGCGGAUACUCGAGUAGCGCGAUUAAACAGGAACCGUCUCAGCAACUGGACCAAACCGAGACUCCCGUUAAUCUGCUUAGCGUGAAGAAUUUCGCGAUAAAUUGGCUGGCUACCGGACAACACGUGCAAUCGCACGUGCAAAUGCAGCCGCAGAACGAGGACUCGUGGCCGGGCGGUACAGCCAGUCAAAUCACCUCGUUGCCCAAUCACCUGCAGGUACUCUCUUCCGGUUUCCCUGGUUCCUUGACGCAGUACCUAUCUCUGCCCACGUUCCCGUUAACGGACUCCGGUCCGAUCGCGAGAUCUUCGAUAGGACCGACGCCGGUGAGAAUCUUUAAUCCGGACGCGUACUGCGAUCUGUGCAAUAAAGAGUUCUGCAACAAGUAUUUCCUGAAGACGCACAAGGCGAACAAGCACGGGAUCUACGCGGAUUCGCCGGGACCCAGCUCGGUAGACAAUAACGUCGUAACUCCCAUGUACCCCGCUAACUUUUCUAGCAACCUAGUCAAACUGGAACCACCCGCGACGCCACCCACGCCCAGCGUACCCUGCGACCUCUGCCAGAAACGCUUCAAGAACGAGGAUUCGAUGCGCAAGCACAAACAGAAAAUGCACACCGAUUUGCCGGAUCAGACGCAGGAACCUCAGAUCAAUCUAUCUCAGAACGAGGAGGACACGGAAACACCGAGAAACAAUUUCGCGAGCAUCGAGUCAUUUUUCAAACAGGAAUACGGAGUGGAACAGGAGGACGCAUCUUUCAUGCCUGCGCCUAGACACCUAUCUCCCCAGUCGAUUCAACAGGCACGGGACUCCGGUUUUAACGCUGAUCGGCUUCGACGCUUAGGGGUGAUAAAUCCGGAGGCGUUUUGCGAGAUCUGCUGUAAAGAGUACUGUAACAAGUAUUUCCUGCGGACGCAUAAAAUGAAGAGGCACGGCAUCGUCGUUCAAGAUAGCGAGAGGUCGCCGGGUAAUCCAGGAUCAGCGCCCACUUGGCAUCAAGUGCAAACUAGCCCGUUAAAUUUGAUCGUCGCGGAGAGCGCCAGCAGCACCGAGUCGAACGAGCGGCCAGGGGACGACUACGAGUGCAAACCCUGCGGAAUACGAUUCCAGACCAUCGAUCUUUAUCAGACACAUUGCCGGAAGAUGCACGAGAGCGAGGAGCAACGGUCCCCUAAGCAGGAGUGCGAACUGGAGACACCGACCGACCAGCCGAACGAUUCCAUCUCGGAGGAUCUUCAAAAAUUGCAGACGAUGCUGUUACAGCUGAACGGACUGAAGUCCAGCAAGCAGGGACUGUCGUGCAACGUGUGCGGAAAGGAAUACGACACCAGAACCGCGUUGCACAUUCACGCGACGACCGAACACGCGUCCAUCCCUGAAGACCCGACCUCGCCGCAGGAAAAGUCACCGUUAACCGCGACGUCCAUGUUCUGCACCCUGUGCGGGAAGGACUACGCGAGCCAGGACGCCCUCAGAAGACACAUAACGGAGGAACAUCAGCCACCGAUUAUGAACACCCUUCCUCAAACACCGGCAACUACCUCCACCACGACCAACUCGAACGCGACGAGUCAAAGCACCUCCGAGAGGAAGGUGACGUCGAUGACGCCCACGUCGAGCUACUGCGAGAUAUGCAACAAGGAGCUGUGCAAUAAGUACUUCAUGAAGACCCACAUGCAGAGGAUGCACGGCAUCGAGAUCGAGAACGGGGCUCAGAUCGGUGGCGUGAUAUGCAACAUCUGUAACAAAGAACUGUGCAGCAAGUACUUCCUACGAGUGCACAAGCAUAAUACUCAUGGAAUAGUGGACGAGAACGCGCCCAGUUCGGUGAAACAAGAAGCGCUCGAGGCCACGAACACCGACGACGCCCUGAAGCCGGAGCAACUCGGGGAUUUGAGUCACAGGUACUUCACCCACUUUACGGAGGUUUGUCCGAUCUGCAGCAGAAGGUUCCGCAGCAUAAAGUGGCUGAAGGCUCACUUGAUGGGCGAGCACGGGAAAGCGGGCAUCGACAAAUGGCGCGAGAUGGAACAACAUUAUCAGACAGCGUCAAGAACAACGAACAGGACCACCAGCACUCCGAAGAAUACUCAGCAGGGCUCGAACUUGAAGAUACCGAACGGAUUCGAGAUUACGCAGCAACACAAGUCGGCCGACUACACCGGUUUGGGGAACCAAGUGCUGUCUAAUUUGCUGGGAUCAUCCUCCGAGGAUCAACAACUGAAGAGCUAUCGUUGUUCCUAUUGUACGUUCACGACCACCGUGCUGCCGUUCCUCUUUCUUCACGAGAGAUCUCACGUGCACUCCCGGGAAAACGCGGAGGGGGAGAAAUCACUUCAGUGCCCGAUUUGCUCGCAGAGCUUUCAUCAGCCCGAGCUGUUGCAUCAACAUCUACUCGCGGCGCACCAGUUUCCCACGUUGUUGUCCCAUUUUCCACCGCCGAUGCUGAACAAUUUAACACCCGACGCGGAGAAACUGAACGAGGUCAAGGAGAGGCUGGAGCUGGAGACAAAAGAGGAUCGUAUCGGGAACAGUCCGCAAGUCACUGCCAACAAAAGCGUCCCGGAGCCGAUCAGGAAUCAACGACAGGACGACACGACGGUUCAAGUCACUCCUCAGGGUGUGUACAAGUGCGCGCAGUGUUGUUACGCCACGACAAACUUGAACAGGAUCAAAAAGCACGUCAGAAAGGAUCACAGGACCAUCGGUGACCCCACCGACAGCGUGAUAGCGGAGCUAGGUAGAACACUGAAGGACGUUGCCAACAGACACAAGGUGCCGGCUUGCUACGCGAUGCCGCAGGACAUGAACUCGAAUCCUGACAAAACUAUCAUGCAACCGUUCCUCAUCGAGGAACAGGACGCGAUGCAAGCCGGCGAGGAGUCCGGCUCGGAUAAACGAUUCGCGCCGGCUUUGGUUUAUUUACCGGUUAAAUCGAGAAUCAACAACCCCCUCACCGCAUCCUUCACCCUCAGCCCCGCUUGAAUCCAUUUUACCUCCAUGAUCCGCGGAUUUUUACAACUCGUUUCUGCGUCUGCGAUUUGAGCACGUGUUAUUGGUUCCUAUGUAAUGUGUAAGCAGAUAGUUAGCGAAAGUUAUAUUUUUCAUAUAAGCUCGUAUGGAGCUCCAUAUUCAUUCAUUUAAUCUACCUUGAUGGAAUCGUUGGGGAUACUUUCGAGCUACGAACGAUUCGGAAAGGAGCAGUUAGGUCUGGGGAAAAUGGUGGUGUAAGACAUUUUGGAAUAUUUUAAAAUUUCUAAGGUUUCACAAGUUCCUAAAUAUUUUAACUCUUUUAGUCCCUCAAUUUUCGAACCCAUGAGUGCCGCCAUUUUCCUGAAGUCAUGCUCUGUUCUUGAGACUUCGUGUUUUUCGUGCCAUCGUCUUGAUUGUUUCGUGAUUUGUCUUACGAUAGUACAUAUUCCAGGAAUAGUAUUAAAGGCCAAUAGAAUACGGAUCCUAGUUAAAAUUGUCCUCUCUCGGACAUAGAAAAGGUCCCGUGUUUGCAAGCUAUUACGUUGUUAUAACGUUCGAAUUGGAGAACGUUGUAUUGUAAAUAGUUUAAUCGUAUAACUAACACGAACGGGUGAUCGAAAAAAGUUCCUAUUUUAAAUGCGACCUCCGACGAACACGUGUUCGAUUUUCUCGAGCAACAAUCUCCAUUUGUUUGUUUAAUCAUUCUAACAUUUUUGCUUUUUGCUCAAGUCCAGGAAAUACGAGCGUAAAAAUGAAACGAUAGAAAACAUGACGCCGCCUCGAUGAGUGGUCGUAACCGAAAUGACUUUCAUUUUCGCGAUCGUGCUAGUCAAUAUUUUAUAUAUAUACAUAUAAAUAUAUAAGCAAAGUUGAAAGAUGGGAAAGAAGAUUUAGAGAGCUAUUUAUAAUAUAUGCGUAAGAUACGACGAGAAAAAAAGAGGCAGGAGAAUGCGAGACGAGAAAUGUAAUUAUAAAAGUGAACGAGAACACGGUGUAAAUUAUCGUCGCGACGUAUAACUGUGAGACGAGCAUGAUUCAUUCUACGAUUAUUUAGAUAUCAACGAGCAGAGAAAGCCAAUCAACUCAGGGUCGAAAACAGUAUAACCCGCAACAAAAAGUACAAUCGUAUACACAGCCAACGCAUCGCAUAGAAUUUAAAAUAAAAUAUAUCGAUAUAUUCGCGGAUAUCAAUUAUACACCCUCGGUCUCUUCCGAUUUUGCUGGAGAUCGAACGACCAUACGAUUUAUCGAUGCCCAACUUUUUCUAAUCUUAAAACUAAUGGAAACUCUCUCAUCAUGGUGAUGGGCAAUUAGGCCUGUGAUGGUGACAGUGCUCGUGGGCACUGGGGAGUAUUUGGUAAUUUGAUUAAUGUACUUUCAAAUUUGGAAAUUUUUACUGAUCAAAUUUUUAUGUUAGAGAGUUUACGAAAUAUCGAAUUGCACAAUUUGUAAAUUCUCCAAGCCCCAAAUUCUCAUAUUUGUAAAUUCCCAAAUCCCCAAACUCUC
Messenger RNA from Megachile rotundata (alfalfa leafcutting bee), 8194 nucleotides. RefSeq lists its product as uncharacterized. The record is from RefSeq and is a predicted model, not a curated record. Lineage: Eukaryota; Metazoa; Arthropoda; Insecta; Hymenoptera; Megachilidae.